Messenger RNA from Neodiprion virginianus, 7321 nucleotides. It is a transcript of the gene scny, whose product is annotated as ubiquitin carboxyl-terminal hydrolase 36. Gene Ontology annotation, biological process: protein deubiquitination; regulation of apoptotic process. Gene Ontology annotation, molecular function: cysteine-type endopeptidase activity; cysteine-type deubiquitinase activity. Gene Ontology annotation, cellular component: nucleus; cytosol. Lineage: Eukaryota; Metazoa; Arthropoda; Insecta; Hymenoptera; Diprionidae. The record is from RefSeq and is a predicted model, not a curated record. The transcript is spliced from 10 exons. The coding region runs from base 936 to 3620 and encodes 894 amino acids.
CAUCGUCCACUGUAUGGAAAGAUACCCCUCCGUCUAUAUGUACCAACAUCCAUACACAUAUGCAUAUUAUGAUACAAAUUAUGUGAGUGUGUGUAUAUACACGCUGGCGCAACAAUUUAAAUCGAAUGCAGGUAUCUUCUUUCUAUUAAGUCAACAAGAAACGGCAAAAUAACCUUUCAAUCAAUUUCCAUCUCAUGCACGCGUAUACACAAGCAUAUCCGUAGGAUUGAGCCAGACGUUGACUGCAUGAAGCGUUGCUGAACGUAUCCAUGAAGUUAAAAAAACAACUUGGUGAUUGGAAAAAAAUAGCUCAUCCCACAUAUUACACCAAGUUAUAUUUCAUAAUCGAAAAAUAUGAUAGUUUGUGACUGAACUUUUGCUAAAACGAUUUCUAGUUGAAAAAGAUGUGAUAAAUUUAGUUGUCAGUUGUUAUUCGCCGCUUCCGACUUACUUUGCAAAUGGCUGCAGUCACGGUGUAGAACAGACGUCGUUUCUGCUUAUCAACACGGAAUGAGCGUGCGUUGUUCAGGUUUUGUUAUACGAGUGAAUCGCUGGCAGGACCACAGAGUUCUUCGCCGCGCAUGGAUAAUAUCCAAGGGGAACGAUCGUGUUUUCAAUGGCACAUGGCCGCGUCGCGAUUUUAUUGCAGACGCGGCUGAUCGAAAUUUUAAUUAUUUCUGUGUACAUAUCUUAAUAUCAUAUUCUCUAAUCUGGCCUCACGAAUCUUUGGGUAGACGUCUGCCAUACGCCGGUGGAACCAGUAGCGAAAACUGAUAGAGUCGUAAGCUUCAGAUUGACAUUGUGCAUUGAAGCCAUUUAGCUGUCAGCUUUGCUUGUUGGUUACAUCGGUUCUCCCUAAUCCCGCCAAUUUCGUUGCCAAGUGCCAUUGACUGAAGAAACUAAUUGAACCAAAAGGGUAGCAAGGGGAUACAGUGAUGCCUGCAGUCAGUGUAUGCGAUCCAGUAGCGGCUGCACUCCGUCAUUCCCUGGAGUCUAGCCAUUCUAAAGCGAGCGACGAUCUGUCAGCAACAGUUGGGGUAAAUGCAUCGCGGAUCCUUGAGUCACAGAUAGAAUACGAAGAGGUCGCCAGUUAUCAAACAACAGUCUUGGAGCAGCUCAAAGCAAAAUAUAUAGUCUUGAGUUUGCCACAGCAGAAGCUCGAUCCAUCACAAUCUGGUCAAAACAAAAACGAUUCAUUCAAUAACUUAUCGAAAAACGGAGAGGACAAGAUAAUGGGACCCAGUUUGCCAGAGCCAACGGUGACACUCUAUCCUGCACAAAAAAUCAUUCUUGGCUGGAAGGGCACCUUGCCAGUUGGAGCUGGAAUGUACAAUGUUGGUAAUACUUGCUACCUGAAUAGCACACUGCAAGCAUUGUUCCAUGUACCUGCACUUGUGAAUUGGCUAUUGGCGGAUCAACAUCACAUGUCGAAAUGUGAACAGAAUAUUUUAGAUGGAGCUGGAGAAUGUCUUACCUGUGCAAUGGCGAAAACGUUGCAGUUCAGCCACCAGAAAUCUGGAUAUGCUAUCAAGCCUUUCUACAUUUAUAAUAAGUUGAAGCUUAUUUGCAGAACGAUGGUGCCUGGGCAACAAGAAGAUGCUCACGAAUUCUUACGCUAUCUGUUGGAAGGCAUGGAGAGGGCAUAUUUGUCCAGGCAUAGAGCAUCCAAGUUGGACAAUUAUUCUAAAGAAACAACACCUGUAAAUCAGAUAUUCGGCGGGUAUAUACGCACUGAAGUUAAAUGCCUGCAGUGCCGUCAUAUAUCUACUACGUUCCAACAUUUCCAGGAUCUCCUGGUGGAUAUUCGAAAAGCGAGUACUUUGGAUGAGGCACUCUCGAGUUACUUCAGUCGGGAGCAGCUUGACAAUAAUGAUUACAAAUGCGAGGCUUGUAAACGACGUGUACCAGCAACAAAGCAGUUCACACUUGAACGUCCCCCAAAAGUCCUAUGUGUCCAGCUAAAACGGUUCAGUGUUUUGGGUGGAAAAAUUUCCAGGCACAUCGGUUUCAAACAGAUUGUCGACAUGGGCCCUUAUCUACGACGGGAGCCAGGAGAGUCGCUGCGUACGUUAACGUACAAGCUUACCUCUAUCGUCACUCAUAUGGGACCUUCUGUCAACUGUGGCCAUUACACCGCCGUUGCCCAAGUUUCUACUGGACAAUAUUACACGUUCGAUGAUUCAUGUGUGCGUCCGACGAGUCUGAGCAACGUACUAAGUACAAAUGCUUAUAUAAUGAUAUUUGAAAUGGAGUCUCAGUUCCAAACGAAGUUGCAAAAUCAACAGCCAGCAAAAUUGAACGGAUUGGUGCCGACGAGAAAUUUACCCCUAGUGUCUAAUGGCUGUGCAAGCAAAACAGUUAAUUUGAAAUCAUCAACCUCUUGUAUAAUUCCACUCAACGGAAUAAUAAACUCAUCUGCAAAUUGUCAGGAACCGAAGGACAGAGUGAUGAUUGGGCCACAAUUGCCUCCACAAAGAAUUAUUGGUCCGCAGCUUCCACUGCAGAAGAGCGCCAAUUUCAUUGGCCCUCAACUUCCCCAAAAGCUGCUAGAUAAAUCUCAUCCCAGGCUAGUCAUGCACCUCAAGAAUGGCAAAAUUUCAAACGGCAGUAGCUUAGUACCGUAUGACGGAUCAAGUGAAGAAGACGAAACUGGUACAAACAGUAUCAAAAAUCUAACGCUUCCAAAUAGCAACCUUGUUUCAAAACUAGUAACCUCAACAAAAAAUGCUACAAAUGCUUCGUACAGGACGGGAUCUUUAUUAAAAGAGAAUUCCCCUAAGUUUGUAGCAAAGUUAAAAGAUGUGCAGAAAACUGUUGAUGGAAGUGACAACGCAAUUGUAAAUACAAAUUCGAAGUCAGUCAGCCAAAAUAUAACAUUGCAAGGUAACAAGUACCCGAUUGGUACGACGAAUAACGGAGUACAAAAUUCGUUCAAGUCCCAAAUCGUCAAAGGAGAGAUGAAUGUUAGGCCAGAGAUAAAUGGAAAAGAGAAGUUACACAAUUCUGCAAGAAUUAAGACUGAUCAAGAGGAACGAGUGCCUACAAAAGCUGGUGCAAGCAGUAUUAAGGGUUGGCAGAUAUCUAAGGAUACACCUUCUCCCACAGCAUCUACUACACCCAGUGGCUGGUCUGUUACUGACAACAAGGAAGAUGCAGUUAAAUCAGCGAACUACCAUACAGCACCACCAAGUGCCGCAGCACUACGAAACUUUGGCGGAACGAAUCGUUCAGACACAGUAUCACACCUGCUGAAGAUGUCCCACCGAGGUUAUGGCAGUUCUUCUGUGUCAAAUUGGAACGGAGGACGAGCGCACCUCGAAAGAGAGAUUGGCACAGAACGCCGAGAAGAACGCAAGCGUCAUCUGGACUCUGAAGAAGAGGAAAUCGACCGAGGUCGCAUGAAAAAAGUGAAAGGGCAUAGAGAGUACAAGGAUAGAGCGAAUCCUGGCUACAAUCCAUUCCAGGAAUAUCAAAUGAGCAAAAGUUGGAAUCGAUCUAGCGGUUAUCAUAGAAGAGCUUAUUAUAAUGUGUCUAGUAAUAGACCCAGACAUGGGAGCAACUACCGACCUCCGCAUUACAAAUAUCAUAAUCAUUCUCGCGAUCAUUGGCAGCGUAGGUAAAAAGCAUGUGAAAAUAUGCGUACUAGUGCAUCGCUACUCUUUCCUUAGUUCUCAGGCACUGUAUGAAACGUAAAUGAUCCGUAAAUGUUGGAGUGAACUUUGACAAAAAUUGACUUAGCAUGGUACAAAGAUUUUACAGCGAAAUGUUAUUCAGUUGUAUACAGGUUAAGCGAGUGAAUCAGAGCUUAGGCUGAAACUCAGUAUUUGUGAGUCAUUGCUUACGGUUUUCAGAUUCUAUAGACCUUCAACUUGAACUAAAUUAUCUAGUAAUAAUUUUAAAUACGAAGGGAUUUGAACAAAACAGUUAAUCGGUUUUAUUAAUAUGCAUUGCCAGAAUUCUUUACUUUGUUAAAUGUUUCUCAACACGUUGUACAGUAGAGAUUGAUUGGAUAUCAUUCUCUUCAAUAUUUUAUUUCAUCUGUUUUACCAUUUCUCAUAGAUUAUUUUAUUAUAUAACAAUAUUUCAAGGAACUCUGUACCUGUACUUAAAGUUCAGUAAUUUCAUGUUGAAACUUUAAAAUGCGCAGAAGCAUUUUUCUUGAAAUACGAAAUAGGGAACAUGUAAGUGGAUAAUAUUGUGUUUCGUUUUAAGGAAAUAACUUGCAACAUGUUGGAUGAAUUUUCCAAGUGGUAUGAUACAUACUAGAAUGAAUAAAUAAACGGGUUUCAAUGACAAGAGAAUAGUGCGAGGGAUCUCUGAUAGGGCGAUAAUAAAUAUGAAUAGUGAGCAGAAGGUCCCAGGCUAAAAUCAAUUCUGCUUCAUGAUAACCCUUGGUGAACUUACAUUAUAUAUUUAUACAUCCAACAGUUUCAAAAGUCUCUUGAAGAGUGCAAGUAUAUCCAAUAAGUCUUGUAAUAUCAGCGUUUUCCUUUUCCCAUAGAAUAACAUUGUUUACCUAUUUAGGAUAAUUGGGAAAAUAUUGCAUAUAUAUAUAAAAUAACGUCUGUGAAUCUGAAAAUAUAACUCAGCCAACUAAAAUCGCUCAGGAAACAUAUAGCCAUUGGUAUAGUUAUUAUUAUCAUUAAUGAUAUUAUGAUAUUGUGAAAGAUCAGUGUCGAAACAAGUUUACUAAACCAAGUGCAUGGCAUAUCAUUGAUUUCUUUUUAUACUUUUUGAAUAAGUGCAAAUAUUUUGCUCUCCUACCCUUCCCCCACUGUUUUUAUAAAGAUUCACUCCUUUUUCUGAGCCUUAGUGUUAUGAGACUUGAUUCAGUUUAUUAUAUGUAUAGUUACACCAUUGAUAGCAAAAUGUAAAUAUAAAUAUGCAAGCAUUCUUGUGGGCUUUGUUCACGCUUGAAAUGUAGUUUUUUCCAUUCCUUUAUGUUUGAAUUGCGAUAAACGCACUUGGAAUAUUUCAAUUCAUAUUGUACAUAUUUAAUUAAAGUGUCUAAUAAUUUGUACAAAAGAAUCGAAUAGGAAUGUAUAGAGACAGAAUCGUGUAUUGCAGAUUAGAUCGGAUUUAAAUUGCAUUACAAUUCAAACGUAAAAAAUUGAAAGAAACCGAACCCGUUAACCCAUUUGCAAAUCAAUUGAACGACAAAUUCGAAUUGAUUUUCACAUCAUUUGAUUACUUUUUUUUGAAUCUUGAUGAUGAAUCUGUUUUGGUGUUGUCAUUCUUUUACUUCUGCUUUGUUUGCAUAUGUCCUGUCGGCAUAUGUCCAAGUGCGACAUUUCAGAUUCCAAUUGUGUGAAAGUUCAUAAAACUUCUAAAUUAACCUUCCAGCUUGAAUAUCCGGCUCAGCCCAUAUUAUAGACACGAUGAAAGUUAGAAACAUCUGUUAUCGAAAUUACAGGUUUUUUUUAUACAUCAACAAGCAAAAUACUUUAUCAACUUUUGCCCUCGCAUUGGAUAAUUUAUAAAGUAUAUUACAGAUUUUCGUAGAGAUAUUCAACAGAAUUAGAGGGAAAUCGUCAGAUUUUACUAAGUAAUUACAUGCUAAUAAUUACAACUUUUCAAACUACAUUCUUAAUUUGGUGUUGACUAAAGUGAAUUGGAUAUUGCUGUAUUGUAUAAUGUGUAAAAUUGCGCAGUGUUCGACUCUUCCUCAUUGAAUUGUACACAAUACAGCUUUUCGCCAAGAGCUAUCGCUAGGGAGAAGAUAUUGAAUUUUAUUUCUUCGUUUACAAGUGGUUCACAAAACUGCUGUGAGUAAUUAAACUAUAGAUUGUAAAUUAUUUCAUUAUCCUUGAUGAACAUUGUUUUCUGGAAGUUUGUAAAAGGUGCUCAGACAGAAGAUAAAAGUGCUCUUACAAUAUGCUGUUUGCCGCUAGUCUUCAACCCGACUGGCAAUAAGAUUAAAGUCAGUGAAUUAGUUGAUUAGGAAACUACGAAUUCAAGAAAAAAUAAUUCUCAGGUAAACCAGAUGACGUACGUACAUUUAUAUGGACAAAUUCAUAAAUAAUUAUUGGCAAUUGACUAGGAGCUGAGAUUAGCUCUAGCUGAUCAAUUAUUCAAGUUUGACGAGAUCGAUUUUCAUAUUCGAGAUUUUAUUAUAUCCUCGCCACAGAAGAAACAGUAUGAUCCAAAACGUUUUCAAUGUCGAAAAGUCUGAUAUUUUCUAUUAUGGAAUCUGUUUCAGGCUAAGUUCUUCGAGGUGUAAAAAAAAGUUAUUUUCUGGCGAAAAAACUUUGUUUUCUGAAGUUCUCCAACUUUUGUCUUAAACUUGACAUUUUCAUCUGAAAACUCUUAGUUUUUUACACGAAUAACUCAUAUUUGUCGAAUAUGCUGAAAAUGGGAUCAUAGCGAGCUACAAAUUAUUUCAUAGUGAGUAAAAUUUUUUCGAUUCCAGCGAAACAUUUUUACUGUAUUUAUAUUUCUAGCGGCAUACUUUCAUCUUAUCUACAUUUUUAUUAAUAUAUUUCACUAUAAAAUCAAAGCUGUGCAAUUAAUCGAUUGAUUGAAAAAACAAUUAGUGGAAAUCAUCAGUUAAUUGCACAGCCCUAAUUUUUAGUGCAAUAUAUUUCUACUAAUGUAAAUAUGAUGAAGAUAUUUUGCUACAAAUGUAAGAACGGUGAAAAUGUUUUGACGAAACUUAAAAUUUCUAUGCCUCACAAAAUAAAUUAUUACUUUGUGCUUUUCAUGUGAAAAACUGGUUGCUCUCAUAUAAAAAUGCCGCAGUUGAGGAAAAAAAAGUUGGGGAACAUUGGGGAUAAAAAUUUUUCGGUGAAAAAACAUGUUUUUUUACGGUUCGUAAAGACCUAGAGCAAUUUUCAUAAUCAAGAAGAUCAGACUUUUCUACGUGGAAAACAUGUUUUACUCCUAUCAUUUUUUCCGCGACAAGAAUUGGAACGCUUCAAAAUGAAAAAAUAGAUCAGCAUGUUUCUCUCAAACCGUAAGAGCUAGAGAAGUAUAACUUUCGAGAUUUAUGCCUUUCAGCACAUAUUAAAAGAUAUCAAAAUUAUACAAAAAUGUUCGCCGUUGAUAAUUGGUGGAUGUGCCCAUAACUUGGCCUCCCAUACCAAAUAACGUGAAGAUUUCGUGACCCUUGAGUUUUCUUAAAAAUGUGGAGGGAUUCGUCAGAGUGGGUCAGAGAAAUUUGACCAUGCGUCGUUGCAUGUUUAUACAUAUUUUUAUUUAGCGACGUUUCGACGGCACCAAAUAACCCGGCUUUUAAUCUUGACCAUUUUGUAUUUUUUUUUCUACAAGAAGAUAAUCUGUAUGCAUAUAUUUACGAAUGUGAUUAUAAAAAACUUUUGAUCUA